AUGGCACAGCCGACAAAGCCUGACAUGUUUGAUUUGGGCCUGGGCACCUGGAGCCCUAGAUCCCGGGAGCAGAGCCACAGGGCUUGGGGGGCACCCUCCAAGGGUGUAGGCAAGAAGCUGCCUGAGUACAAGGCAGUGGUGGUGGGUGCAAGUGGUGUGGGAAAGAGUGCACUGACCAUCCAGCUGAACAACCAGUGCUUUGUGGAAGAUCAUGACCCCACCAUCCAGGAUUCCUACUGGAAGGAGAUGGCCCUAGACCACGGAGGCUGCAUUCUGAAUGUGCUGGACACAGCAGGGCAGGCCACUCAUCAGGCCCUGCGUGACCAGUGUUUGGCGAUUGGCGAUGGUGUGCUGGGUGUCUUCGCCCUCGACGACCCCUCAUCUCUAGCCCAGCUGCAGCAGAUGCGGGCCACCUGGGGCCCACACCACACCCAGCCCCUUGUCCUUGUGGGCAACAAAUGUGACCUUGUGACCACCACUGGAGAUGCUCAUGCCGCUGCUGUAGCCCUCGCAAAGAGCUGGGGGGCCCCUUUCAUAGAGACCUCAGCCAAGACACGCCAGGGUGUGGUGGAGGCCUUUUCCCUACUCAUCCAUGAGAUCCAAAGGGUCCGGGAGGCCAUGGCAAAAGAGGCCACGGCAGGGCCAGGUGGGGAUAAAGGCAGGCACCAGAAAGCCAUGUGCCACUGUGGCUGCUCUGUGGCCUGA
Molecule: messenger RNA, 705 nt
Organism: Rangifer tarandus platyrhynchus (Svalbard reindeer)
Lineage: Eukaryota; Metazoa; Chordata; Mammalia; Artiodactyla; Cervidae
Source: the annotation of a GenBank genome assembly